Suillus subalutaceus is the source of this 595-nucleotide messenger RNA. RefSeq lists its product as uncharacterized. The coding region runs from base 27 to 263 and encodes 78 amino acids. The record is from RefSeq and is a predicted model, not a curated record. Lineage: Eukaryota; Fungi; Basidiomycota; Agaricomycetes; Boletales; Suillaceae. The transcript has a single exon.
CCCCCUCGACACACCGGUCCGACUGGAUGCUUAUGUUAGUCAACUUGCUGAUCCUUAUUUCAAUUAUCGUACCGAUACUGAUAAUGACAGAUGGAUCCGUGUUUGAGACAUGGCUGGCCGCUGCAAGAUCGUGUUACGUUGCAAGGGACAUGACUUUACUAUUACAAGCACGUUAUGUGCGCAAAAUAUCAUUGUGUCUUCUUGUGGCCAUCAUUAUCACGCCCUGGUGCGUCCGAAGUUUUGGUCGUGACGUAGAACGAUGAGAGUAAAUGAAACGCGGCAAUUGUAAAUGAGAAAGCAUACUCCCACCACGCUCAGGGUAAGGUAAGAGCGUGGCGACCUUGUUUUCUCCGAGGUCCCGGGGCAGGGUGCUGCCCCUAGGGAUGAGCUACGACAUGUUCAGGGUUAAAGUUUCUGUCAAACCCAUCUUGCCUUCUGUGACAGCAUAGGUAGAAGAGGAGCCAAUGGAGAGAGAUUGUGGUAAUAAUGCCAACGACGCCACCUGCUGAGUUAUUUACGGGAGUGAGGGGGGGGACAGGGAUUAUGUUGAUCCGUUUGGAAUUGAUGAGCUGGCUAGGGUAUGAGUCUGACCCGG